UUACAAGUAGCCGUGCAAAAGCCGUAGAUUCGUUGUUGAGUUUGUGCUCGAUUUUAGCUGGUCUUAUUAUAUGUUUGUAACAUUCAUUCAUCUGUGAUUAAAGACCAAGAUCAAUAAAGUUAACAAAAUAUAGAUAGGAUAUGGAGUAGUGUUGUGCUUUACAUAUUCCCAUCAUUUUCAUUUAGAUUUUGUGAUGGCGACGUGUGGAAUACAAGUUGGUAAUCCGACCAUAUUAAAUAAAAUUGAAAGUUUUCUCAAUGAUUCUUCAUACCGUGAAGCAAUUGAGAAUUCUGCCAAUUAUAACACACGAUUAUGUAUUGAGAGGAGGCUCCGAAUGCCAUUUUUGGAUUCUCAGACAGGUGUAGCACAGAAUCACUCCAACUUGUUCAUGAGCCCACGUCAGCGUAUCCCAGGUCUAAUAGAAGGUCAGAUUUAUACAUAUCCAUCAAAGCGAUGGCGCAAAAAGCGCCGCCAGUAUCUUAUGAACUUCAUGCAACCACGGCGCAAGGAAUUAGACCCAGAGAGUGACCUUCAUACAAUCAGCACAGUUGAAAAUCCUGCAGCCAGUAAUGAAGAUAGCAAGGACAGUGUAGGACUGAAAGAUGAGGCUGCUAAGGAUGCCUGGUAUUAUGAUGAACUAGAUAUGCAGGAAAUGGAAGGAUUUGAUGAUCCUGAUCCAGAUUCUGAUUAUGAUUAUGAGGAAUCUUAUAGUAAGCGAAAGGGAAAGAAACGUACAUCAAAAGUAGCCAGAAAUACUGAUUCUCCUGCUACUAAGAAGCCCAAGUGUGAUGGUGGACACAAAAUGUGCUUACAGGGACCUGGACGAGGACGAAAGAAAACCAAUUAUGAUGCACUGACUGAUGCAGAAAAACCAUUCUCCUGUGAACUGUGUGGAGCUCGCUACAAGACUCGCCCGGGCCUCACGUACCACUACACUCAUUCACACAAGGACCGUGAUGACGAGGAUUGUAGCAGCAGUGGCAUGGGAGGCCCUGAGGGGGGUUCGAUGGGGUCAGUAGACCGUGGGGCCUCCCCCAGCGUGAAGCAGCAGCAACAACAACAGCUUCUGCAGCAGGCACAAGUGGUGGCAUCCCAGGCACAGGCCACCACAGAUCCAGGAGCAGCGGCAGGUUGGAGCAAGUUCCAGGACAGUUACCUCACCUUCCUAAAAACCCCCGGUAGCAGCACUCGUCGUGGACGGCAAGGCUCCUCUGCAUCGCAGCAUGCUACAGCUUCCGUGCCAGUACCUCCCGUGGUUGUAGCCCAAAGUUCAGAAGAUACAACUCCAACCAGUGUCACUACACCUGGCCUGGAAAAGAAACCUGAGGUCUUGCUCCCUAUGCCUGGCAGUGAGGAAAAGGAACGGGCAGCCCCUUCACCAUACUGUGAUUUCUGUCUUGGUGAUUCCCAAGAAAAUAAGAAGACGGGGCAAUCUGAGGAACUGGUGUCAUGCUCGGAUUGUGGACGCUCAGGCCACCCAUCUUGUCUGCAGUUUACACCCAACAUGAUCAUUUCGGUACGUAAGUACCGGUGGCAGUGCAUCGAGUGCAAGUGUUGCUCCAUCUGUGGCACUUCAGAUAAUGAUGAUCAGUUGCUCUUCUGUGAUGACUGUGAUCGUGGCUACCAUAUGUAUUGCUUGUCUCCACCACUUUCUUCACCUCCAGAGGGUUCCUGGAGCUGCAGACUUUGUCUUGUGGAAUUCCACAAGAAUUUUCAGAGGAUAAGGGGCAGUUGUCAUUUAUGCAGUUGUAGGAGAAGAUACCAGUCUUGGUACAUGAAUGGAAUUCCUUUUCUCUUGUUGGUUUCUGAUGGUUAUUUGGAAGUGUAGUGUCCUUAUCUGCAUAGCUAUGCUGUUGCUUAUAAGGACUGUGCAAGCAAAUGCCAUGUCACAUAUCACCUACCUCCUUGUUAUUACAGCUCUUAUUUUAUUUUAAGUGUGAAAUGUAGUGUGACCACAUGGUGAUUGUAUUUUGUAGCUUUGCAGGUGCCUGUCAACUUGUAGUGUUCUGAACUAAUAAACAGUGUUAACAUGCAAAAGGUGGUUAGGGCAUCAUUUUAAAAUUUACAAUUUUUUCACCACAGGGUGUCAUUAUAUUUCCCUUUCUUUUCUUUGAAGUCAGAGCAGUAUGAUUUCUGACAGAAACUGAGGUAUAAUUAAGUUGCACUGUACUCCUUUAUCAAUAUUUCAGGUACACAGUACCAAUUCACAUGUGGCAAUGUAACAUUGUGGUUAAUUAUAUAUCAGUGUAAGUAUCAGUGCCAUCAUCUUACAUAAUUUUGAGAGAAUUCUUUGUUAAAUUAUAUGGGUUUGGAAAGAGUUAAUCCUAUGGAGUCAAAAAUAAAUAAAAAAAAAAAACUAAACGAAA
Molecule: messenger RNA, 2366 nt
Organism: Zootermopsis nevadensis
Lineage: Eukaryota; Metazoa; Arthropoda; Insecta; Blattodea; Termopsidae
Product: zinc finger protein ubi-d4-like
Biological process (GO): nervous system development
Cellular component (GO): nBAF complex
Source: RefSeq, a predicted model, not a curated record